This is a messenger RNA of Aspergillus tanneri, 1065 nucleotides long. RefSeq lists its product as uncharacterized. Lineage: Eukaryota; Fungi; Ascomycota; Eurotiomycetes; Eurotiales; Aspergillaceae. The coding region runs from base 1 to 1065 and encodes 354 amino acids. The record is from RefSeq and is a predicted model, not a curated record. The transcript has a single exon.
AUGCAGCUGUAUCUGCGACCGUUUCUACUCUUCUCGUGCCUCGUGUCGGCGCAGACCGGCCAGUCUGUGUACAAGAAACGCCUCACUGGGGAAGAUCUAGAUACCAGUCAACGCUGGUCGGUGGCCGGCACGGAUCUUGGGAUUCCCUAUGUGCUGGAGAACGGGGCCAUAGGGUUCCUCUUUGGCGACACCUUCAGCACACAAUGGCCCGAUGAUGGCCAGGGUUGGCGGUCUCCUAUCAUGCUGCGCUCAGCCAUCAACCCCGGCGAAAAAGACGGGAUAAUCUUCGACAGUGCUGCCGGCGUUGCUGGGGAUGGAUUCGCGCCGGAAAUCACCCACAAUGGCCACCAAGGAGACGACGGGGCCGGCACUUGGGAGUACACCGUUAUCCCGAACGAUGGGAUCGGGUUCAAUGAAACAGGGGAGCAGAUUGUCUCGUACAUGAGCAUCAAGGACUGGUCCAGUCCGUGGUCGACCAAUUAUGCUGGACUGGCGCAUUCUAAGGACGGAAACACCUUUACUCGGUUGGACACCAAGUGGCUCAAUGAUGGCAACAACGCCGACCCGUUCCAGAUGUGGACAAUGCAGCGCGAUGGUGACUGGGUCUACGUGUUCUCCGUGCGUGCUGGUCGCCAGUCGGGGCCCAUGAUGCUGCAACGAGUUCCCUGGGACAAGAUGGCACAGAAAGACGCAUAUGAGGGUUGGGGCUGGGAUGGCACGGACUGGCAAUGGGGACGGCCUUGUUCGCCUAUCUUAGAAGGGACGUUUGGAGAGCCUUCAGUACGCAAGCUGAAGGAUGGCACCUGGGCCAUGGUCUAUCUCAACCUUAGUCGCCCGAGCCCUACUAUUGUCUCUCGUACGGCGGCUGGACCGGACAAGCCAUGGUCCGACGAGACAGUGCAGGUCACCUGGGAGCAGGAGGAAUCUCUGUAUGGGGGUUUCAUCCAUCCCUGGUCGACCUCCAAGGAAAAUGAACUGUAUCUGAUGGUGUCCAAAUGGUCCAGGGACCCCGUAUCAAAGCAUUCUACCGCAUACCACGUUAGUCAAUAUGUCGGGACAUUGUGA